Messenger RNA from Coniophora puteana RWD-64-598 SS2, 733 nucleotides. RefSeq lists its product as uncharacterized. Bases 1 to 558 code for a protein of 185 amino acids. The transcript is spliced from 3 exons. The record is from RefSeq and is a predicted model, not a curated record. NCBI's taxonomy places the organism in Eukaryota, Fungi, Basidiomycota, Agaricomycetes, Boletales, Coniophoraceae.
AUGUCUACAACAACCGCUAGGCGCCGAAGCGCUCCCGAGAACACUGGAUCCAGCACUCAGUCUCUGACAUCCCGCCAGGAGCCUACCUCUGUUCGUGACGGCCAAAGUUCGCUCGGCUUCAAAGGGGACAUCCCACCUCAGCGACAUGCUGGCAAGCUCGAUGGCCCUGGACCUGAGUCUAAGAAGGGCAUUGACUUUGGUGACAAGUUUGCUGGCUUCCAGGAGGAAAUCAAGGGCAAGCUUCUUCGCAAGCCUGACGUCGCUAAGCAUGGUCACGACAUGCGCACCGGCGAGCUAAAGCGCCGCGAACAGGAGGAAGCACUCAACGUUGAUCCAUAUAGCCCUGCUUCAAACGACAUCGGAGGGGGUAGUGGGCCCAACGCAGGCCACGGUGCCCCGGCGGCCGACGAGCACCCGCAAGCGCGCCCGAAUUCUUCCAAUUUUCUGAGCGGAGAUCAUCAGAUGCAGCGGGCAGCAACAAUUUCGCCGCAGGGCUCAGAGUCCGCUGAAUUCCAGCGACAAGGCGGCAAUGUUGAACGUGCCAAGAUGAUUGGAUGAGCGGGUUAACCGUUGCGACACUAUCAUACACAUUGGACCCUUGAUGGGCCCGGUCGCGCACUACGGAUCCACUGCAGUGAUAUGUAUGUCAAAUUAAGACGCGGUUUGCGUUGUUGUACACACUCGGUUGUACAGUAAGGAAUAUGCCCAUGCCUUAAUUUAAAAUGCAUGAUUC